AUGGUUGACGUUACUGUGGGGCAGCUACAUGGAUACAGAACUUGUAUUGAGAAAGAAAAGAGAGCUUUGUUGGAGUUCAAGACAUACAUGAUCUCAAUAUUAGUGAAGAAGGAGAAUCCGACUAUGUUCUCCCUUCUUGGACUAAUGACGCGAAGAGCGAUUGCUGUCAUUGGGAGGAAAUUAAGUGCAAUCGUACAAGCGGACGGGUGA
Molecule: messenger RNA, 210 nt
Organism: Arabis nemorensis
Lineage: Eukaryota; Viridiplantae; Streptophyta; Magnoliopsida; Brassicales; Brassicaceae
Source: the annotation of a GenBank genome assembly